ACGUUGUUUGUCUUGAUGUUUUCUGGAAAUAGUUUUAAAUGGCUAUUUUUGUUUUUGUUUUUCUGUCUAGGUGGAGGAGGGAAACGUAAAGGAAGAAGUAAAAAAUGGAGGGAGAUCCUUCGUUUUCCUCAUAUCAGUCAGUGCACGGAGUUGAGCAAAACUAUUGAGCGGGACUAUUUCAGCCUGUGUGACAAGCAGCCCAUCGGGAGACUUCUGUUCCGCCUCUACUGUGAGACCCGUCCAGAGCUGCAGCGAUGCAUCCAACUCCUGGACGCCAUGGAGGACUACGAGGUGACACCCGACGAGAAGAGGAAGAGUCGAGGAGAUGAGAUCAUCAAGAAGUUUCUCACCAAGCAGUCCUCUGAGUGUGUAGAUAUAGCUGAAGGUCUCGCUGAAAGUUGCAGAGAAAAUCUAGAACUGAGCCCCUGCAAAGAGAUCUUCAGUGACUGUCGCAAAGCUCUUCAUGACUACUUAAGUGGUGCUCCUUUUGCUGACUAUCAGAACAGCAUGUACUUCGACCGCUUCCUCCAAUGGAAAAUGCUCGAAAGACAACCCAUCACGAAAGACACAUUUCGUCAGUAUAGAGUUCUGGGGAAAGGAGGUUUUGGAGAGGUGUGUGCGUGCCAGGUGCGAGCCACAGGAAAAAUGUACGCCUGUAAAAAGCUGGAGAAGAAAAGGAUAAAGAAGAGGAAGGGGGAAGCCAUGGCUCUAAAUGAGAAGCAGAUUCUGGAGAAGGUCAACAGCAGGUUUGUGGUUAGUUUAGCGUACGCGUAUGAGACCAAAGAUGCCCUGUGUCUGGUGCUGACCAUAAUGAACGGCGGCGAUCUGAAGUUUCACAUCUAUAACAUGGGAACCCCGGGCUUUGAGAAGGAGCGCGUGCAGUUCUACGCCGCUGAGAUCUGCUGCGGUCUCGAGCACCUGCACCGAGAGUCUAUCGUCUACAGGGAUUUAAAACCAGAGAAUAUACUCUUAGAUGAUAAUGGUCAUAUCCGGAUCUCAGACCUAGGCUUGGCCAUUAAAGUGCCUGAUGGAGAACAGAUCCGUGGCCGAGUGGGGACCGUGGGCUACAUGGCUCCAGAGGUGAUCAAUAACGAGCGCUAUAGCAUGAGUCCGGACUGGUGGGGAUUGGGUUGUCUGAUUUAUGAGAUGACUGCCGGCCGAUCGCCUUUCCGCGCUCGCAAAGAACGAGUGAAGAGAGAAGAGGUGGAGAAGAGGGUGCAAGAGGAGGAAGAGGAGUACAGCGACAAGUUUUCAGAAGACACCAAAGCCAUCUGCAGGAUGCUGCUAGCCAAAGACCCUAGUGAGAGGCUUGGCUGUCAGGGGGAUGGCGCCACAGAGGUGAAAGCCCACCCUAUUUUUCGUUCCAUCAACUUUAAGAGGCUUGCAGCAGGCAUGCUCGAAGCACCAUUUAUUCCAGACCCUCAGGCCAUCUACUGUAAGGACGUGUUGGACAUCGAACAGUUCUCCACAGUGAAAGGGGUGGAGCUGGAGCCCAAAGAUGACUCCUUCUACAGCAAAGUAUCAACUGGAAGCGUUCCCAUCCCCUGGCAAAAUGAGAUGAUAGAGACGGAGUGCUUUAAAGAACUCAACAUCUUGAAUUUUGAUGGCACUGUACCCCCUGACCUGGACUGGAGAGGUCAACCCUCACCCCCACCCAAACAGGGCUUACUGCAGAGACUCUUCGGCCGGCAGGAGUGCUGUGGAAAUUGCAGCGACAGUGAGGAGGAGCCCACACGGCUGUGAAGGCGUGGCCUGGCUGUGGCUCCUCCCCUACACCACUGAGGAUCUCAUUUGUUUACAGUUUUUGCACAUUUGUAUUUUUAAAAUAGCUCUAUAUAAACAUUGGAAUGUAUAUUUUCACUAUAUAGCCAUGCAGUGUAUCUUAUUUAAAGUCAUCAAAAUGAAAAGGACAUAUGUGUCCAAAUUAGUGUGACGUAGAAAGGACAGAUCAUUCAACACUGCUCAAAGUCUCAAAACCGGUUGACAC
Molecule: messenger RNA, 1987 nt
Organism: Puntigrus tetrazona (Sumatra barb)
Lineage: Eukaryota; Metazoa; Chordata; Actinopteri; Cypriniformes; Cyprinidae
Product: G protein-coupled receptor kinase 6-like
Exons: 15
Coding region: 16-1743 (575 amino acids)
Biological process (GO): protein phosphorylation; regulation of signal transduction; signal transduction
Cellular component (GO): cytoplasm
Molecular function (GO): ATP binding; G protein-coupled receptor kinase activity
Source: RefSeq, a predicted model, not a curated record